CUCGGGGAUGGAUUGCGGGUGUCCGGCGCGGGCGGGCGGUGCCGCCGCGGGACGGAGCGCGGGGGGCGCCGGGCCCGGCGCGGCCUCAGAAGAUCUUCAUGUAACUGGCUGAAAAAUGGUUCUGCAAGAUGACAGCACCAACUCUAAGACUGUUGGAAUGGAGACUAUCUGCACUUUGACAUGAAGUGUGAAGUUUUUUAGUCACCACUUUUGUUUCCUUUUUACAGUUACUGUGGAAGGUUCCAGAUGGUGUGGGUUUUUGUCAUGAACCGGAUGAGCUCCCAGAGCAGCUCCUCUGCUCAGCGCAGGCGAAUGGCUCUAGGAAUUGUCAUUCUCCUCCUCGUUGAUGUGAUCUGGGUGGCCUCUUCAGAGCUCACUUCUUAUGUUUUUACAAGGUACAACAAACCCUUUUUCAGUACAUUUGCAAAAACAUCCAUGUUUGUUCUAUACCUCUUGGGAUUUAUUGUUUGGAAGCCAUGGAGGCAGCAGUGUACUCGUGGGUUUCGUGGAAGGCAUGCAGCUUUUUUUGCAGAUGCUGAGGGUUAUUUUGCUGCUUGUACAACAGAUACCACUGUGAACAGUUCUCUGAGUGAACCUUUAUAUGUUCCUGUAAAGUUUCAUGAUUUGCCAACUGAAAAAAAUGGCAGUAAUAGUAGUGAUGCAGAGAAAACACCCAAAAAGCCUCGUGUGAGGUUCAGUAACAUCAUGGAGAUCCGGCAGCUGCCAUCCAGCCAUGCUUUGGAGGCAAAGCUGUCCCGCAUGUCCUAUCCAACAGUGAAGGAGCAGGAGUCCAUCUUAAAAACUGUGGGAAAACUCACUGCGAGCCAAGUGGCAAAAAUUAGCUUUUUCUUUUGCUUUGUGUGGUUCUUGGCAAAUUUCUCAUACCAAGAAGCUCUGUCAGAUACCCAAGUUGCCAUAGUUAAUAUCUUGUCAUCAACCUCUGGGCUUUUUACAUUAAUCUUAGCUGCAGUCUUUCCCAGUAACAGUGGAGAUCGGUUUACCCUGUCCAAAUUAUUAGCUGUUAUUUUAAGCAUUGGUGGUGUGGUACUUGUUAACCUUUCUGGAUCUGAAAAAUCUGCUGGAAAGGACACAAUAGGUUCCCUUUGGUCUCUUGUAGGAGCAAUGCUUUAUGCUGUCUACAUAGUCAUGAUAAAAAGGAAAGUAGACAGAGAAGAUAAACUUGACAUACCAAUGUUCUUUGGUUUUGUAGGACUGUUUAAUCUGUUGCUGCUGUGGCCAGGGUUCUUCCUGCUUCACUAUACCGGGUUUGAAGCAUUUGAAUUUCCCAAUAAACUGAUAUGGAUGUGCAUUGUCAUAAAUGGCCUUAUUGGAACAGUUUUGUCAGAGUUCCUCUGGCUGUGGGGAUGCUUUCUUACCUCAUCACUGAUAGGCACACUUGCCCUAAGCCUUACAAUACCUCUGUCCAUAAUAGCUGACAUGUGCAUGCAAAAGGUGCAGUUUUCCUGGUUAUUUUUUGCAGGAGCAGUACCUGUAUUUUUUUCAUUUUUCAUUGCAACUCUCUUGUGUCACUAUAACAACUGGGAUCCAGUGAUGGUGGGAAUCAGAAGAAUUUUUGCCUUUAUUUGUAGAAAACAUCGAGUUCAGAGAAUGCCAGAAGAAAGUGAGCAGUGUGAAAGCCUCAUCCCUAUGCAUAGUGUUUCACAGGAUGGAGACAGCUGCUGUUCAUAGAAACGAGUUUAAAAAUGGAAUGAUGCCCAGCGAAGAGACAAUCUUCUGGAAAAGUCCCUAAGGAAUCAUGUUUCAGUGCCUAUUCUGAAUUUGUAGUAAAAAAUAAGAAGUUUCAGUUCUUUUGAAACUCUAAACUUUUUCUCUUUCUUGCUUUCAUCUGAUUUUAUAAAUAAACAGAUUUACUACAUGCCUGUCACCAUAGGGAGUCUUAGUCCAUCUGAACAACCAGCCUGCCUUAUAACCUUGAGCUGGUGACAUUACUUGACAAAAUCAAGAAAGCAAAUGCUGUUAAGUGAUUUCUUUCUUUUUUUAAGUCACAAUUUUGUUAAAUGCUGGACAAUAUUAUUUUUAAAAGCGAUUUAUGUAAAUAAGUUUGCAGGUCAUCAAGUCUUACAGGCUUUCAGAUGAAAAGCUAAAUAGAUAUGUUACCUGUAGUAGGUACAAAUUAAAUUUUUUAUGUUGUAUAAACUAUUUGCAUAUUAAUAGAUGAAAAUAGAAAAAUAAUUUAUUAAGUGCAUUCUUAUAAUGACUGAGGCAGGAUCUUUGUACGGUCCUGGAACACUACAUAUAUAAUGUCUUAGGCCAUUUUGAGUAGCCUUGUAAUGGCAAUGGGUGCUGAUGUUUAAAAAUCAAAAAAAUGCCCCAAAAUCAGGAAUGCUUAAAAUUUCAGUGAAUGGUAAAAUAUUUCUAAUUACAAUACAUUUGGGUGUACAUUCUUAUACAUGUUUUAAAACAGACUGGUUCUGUAACCCAUUCUCAAUCCCAGUUGUCUCUCAGGCAUGAAAAUUUUCAGGUGUAGCUGCCACACUGUGAAAGAGAUCAAAUUAAUUGUGAAAGUUUUCAGUCAGUGGAUUGGCACUACACUAACCUGCUAAGCAAUAUGAAAAGGAGAGGUGUUUGCAUUGAUUUUUCUUUUCCCCCAGCUGUAUUAAUAAAUUUAUUCUAAAACUGAUAAUUAUCUUCCUUGCACUGCAGUGUUUUAUCCUUUUUAAUCCAGAGAAGCUAUUAUAAUUAUAUUCAGGAAUAUUUGAAAUUAGUCCAUGCCAUUUUCCAGCUCCUGGCCUAUAAGACACGUAGAUCAAAGUUAAUUUUGGCUUUUGAUGGAUUUUAUUUUUCUAUAAUGAAUGUAAGAUGGAUUUUUAGCCAGGAGUAUUUUCUUCCACAUAACAAGGUUAUUAAUAAUGUAGGGUAUUUCUACUGUCCCUCCACAAAUACAGAGGGAUGACAUAGCAGAAAUGCCUGUUCAUGUUUUGGCAUUCAGUAAUGAUCCUUCCAAAAGCAAUUUUGGCCUUUUGAUAAUAAAACUAUUAUUUGAGAGGGAAUGCAGGAAAGCAACAUGCUUAGGAUCUACAUUUAUAGCAGAAUUCAAGCUAGCAGCUGGAAUUUAAUAUAAGAUCUGUACGUAGAAAAGGAAGACAAAAUGAACCGGGGGCUAUUCUGUUCAAAUAUUUAACCUUUAUCAGGAUUUUCCUUCCUGUUUUUAAUACUGCAUUGCACUACAAACUUUGGUGAUCUGAGGCAUCUCUUUAAGAUGAGAUAGUAAGUCCUUCUUGGACACUAAAAUAAAAAUUAAAAAGCCCCAAAACCAACCACAACAAAAUCACAAACUCAAAAGAGACAAGAAAGUCAAUUAAAUUUCACAGUUAAAUUUCCAAACUCCACAAGUAGAGGGGUCAAAAAUGCAGUAUGUUGCACUAAUUUUAUUUUGGUAGAAUUUUCAGGCAUUUUUUGGUCAGUAGAGUUUCCUUAGGUUUUAGACUUAUCCUUCAAAAUUAUGACAAAUUUAGAGGAUGUUUGCUUUAACUUUUUUUCAAGAAGCAUUGUUAAUGCCUACUCACAAUUAAAAAAAAGUCUAGUUUCUGUUAAUGAAAUGUUUCAAUGAGAUCCUGCAGAAUAUUUGACACCAGGCAUUAACUCCAAAUUUGAAUUAGCUGGGAUUUGUGGCAUCAGUGCAUUGAGCCUGGAAAACCAAGUUUGCUUUCAGAUGGGCAAUGACAGUAUUUGUAGCAAAAUUUUCUAUUACUGUUUGUUACAAUUGGCCAUGCAAACAGGAUUGCAUCUGUAAUGUCAAAUAUGCAGUUGCUAUUUAUAUUUGCCCUUAUGUUCAUGGCUUAAAGUCUAAGAUCAUCUUAGCCUCCCAUGUAUAUGACUGUUAAUUUGCAUUAUUCAUUAGUUUGAGAGGUUAAGAAGAGAAGUACUAAGAGAAUAUUCUUCUGUCUCUGACCCCAGGAAUGUUGAAGAACAUUCAGUAAACUCAAAGUCAGGGCAUUCCAAAUGUGUUUAACAAAAAUGUGUUAAUUUUUCUUUUUUAAUAAGAUACGAAAUAUUUUUAUCUCGUGGCACUAGGUAGCUUAAGCUGUGUUUUUGCAUUAAAUUACAGUUCUUUAAAUAGUAGGAACAAAACAAACUGUCCUUGCUGAAAGGAUUUUUAAACAGUGGUGCCCCUGUGGUUACAAGAAACAUGUUACACUUUUAAUUACAGACGCUAUGACAUACAACACUGUUCCUGCAUUUAAUAGAAUGUGAUGGAGUUUUUUCUACAAAGCCUUGUGAUUUUUAGUACAAUAAUAUUUUAUAAAUAUAAUGUCUGAUUUGAAAUGUAAAUUGCAUAGCUCUCUAAUGGAUGCUUGGUAAAUGCACAAGAGAUUUAGCUUUGAUUCUCAGGUACCUCUGAUGCAGUGGAGACGUGCUGGGUUUUUCCUCCCCGUGACACAACUGGAAUGUGAAGGAGCUCUCUCGUGAAUGCUUUACCUCUGUGUGGUAAUAUUGUCAUUGCUCUUACUGUUUCACUUUGGGAAUGUCUUUAUUCUGACUUCUUGGAGGAACCACUUACGCUUUAGAAAAAUAAUGUCAAACAUUUCUUUGAUUGUCACUAGAUGGUUAAGGAACAGUGAUUUCCCAGGCCUACAAAACAGGAAUGAAUACUCUCUGUUGCUCUGUCAAACAGUUGAACUAAUUCCUGUAAUCCUUUGAGACAACCAACAAUUUCUUCUGUGCGUGCAAUUGAGGUUUUAGGGCUGUUUGGUUUUUAUAUAUGAAAGAAAUUAUGAUAAUUUGCUUUUAGGUUUGAGUGAGCCUCACCUAGUUUGAUAAGCGGUGUGCUGCACUUCAGAACAAAGGCAGGAAAACAUUUUGGUUUCUCCGGCCACUUCGUGCUGGAUUUCAGUCACGCUGAAAAUGUGUUCACUACAAGGGACUGCUGCAGACACAGUGCUGGUUCAGCGAGGGAUGGAAAUACAUCUGUGACAAAGUCUGAGUGCUCCUGGAGGCACUGAGGGCUUGCUCUUUGGCUUUCCAGUCUUCACUGCAUCCUGCUCCUUGGUCCCCGGGAUUGCCUGUGAGGGGUGGGGGCUGUGGGACAGGACUGGCCAUGGAGUUGGGCUGCAGGGACUGCACACAGCGGGCACAGCCUGGGGGGAUUUGGGGGCAGUGGGGUGCUAAGCAGGGCUCUUGUUCACCCAGGGUAGCUGCAGGUGGUUCUUGGUCUAUUCGUGGCAGCCCUCCUUCGAAUGUACCAACUAAACCAGGAGAGCCUGCAAAUUGCUUUUCUUGGUGUGUGCUGCUGUAAUUGUCAUUCCUGUCACAGUACUCGUGCCUAGGUACUGCUAUUCACAGCUGUGAUGGCUUUAAAUAAGGUGGCAAAACGAUUUCUUUGUAAUUCUUGGUUCCAUUUCUCUUACUGUUGAAUGUUGUUUUUCCUAUUCCCUCCUAAAUGAUCCUCCUGUCUUAGGGAAAUUAUUUUACUGAGCUAAAGUAAGCUAUCAGAGGUGGGGAAAACCAGUUAAAUUUUGGAGAUAGGCUGAGUUUAUGGACACACUUUGAAUUUCAUGUGGAAAUAGGCCUCGGAAAGGCGGAGUGUAAAUGAAGUGAAGAACUGGCAUGCUCAAAAAUCAAGAAAUAAACUGAUGUAAAUAUCACGAUGCUGGGUUACAUGCCUAACUGUAGGAUGGUACUUUGAAUCAGUUUACUUGGGAUGAGUUUUGAGUCAGUCACCAUUUCUGUUCUGGCUGUCACAUGUAGUGCCUGCAAUUUAAUAGUUAUAACUCCAGUAGCAUUUAUGUGAUUCAUAAACUGUUGUCAGCAAUUUUUUAGCAUUUUUAUCUAAUCCACCAUUUCAUUAAUGUUGUACUUUAAAUGAUCAUUGCAGGGCAUGAUUUCUCAGGGAAAUAUGGAUGAUACCAUAAGUUGUGAGAGCCGAUAUCUAAUUCCUGCUUUUAAAAUCGCUCCAGGCAUUUCCAGAUUUCACUUAAACAUUUCACGUCAUGUAACUUCCAUGUUGAAUUUCCUUAGGCUUAUCAGGUAAAUCAUGAUGACGAUGUUAAGAGCAUUUAAAGAUGUCAAUAAAAUUUACUCUGCCCAACACUUUGUUACUUUUUGGAGAAACAUCUGUUCUAAGGUGAUGCUGAAAUGUGUGUGAUUUUCUACUUUAUUGUCCUCUUCGCCAUAGAAAUGAAUAGUUACUGUGCUGAUUUUGAAGGUGCACUUCUGGCAUGACAGUGACAUUAACUUUCAGGGUUAGGCAGUGCUGUAAUAAUACAUAAUCUGAUUCUGGGAUAGAUCAGUAUAAAUCUUUAACAUAAAUAUAUUCAUUUAUAUCAUUAAAUUUUUACGAAGUCUAGUCACUCGGGGGGAUUUUUUGUUUGUUUUUCCAGUAACUUGGGCUAGAAUGGGAUUUGAUCCAAAGCUCACGAGGGUCAUUGGCAGCAUUAAUAAAGUAAAACUUUAUUGAAAAGAACUUUGCAGAUAGGUUGACCUUUAUGCCUUUGCAGUAUUUCUGUCUGCAGAAUGUACUUGGAGUGGUUUGCUUUAAGACCUCAGAAAUAUAAAUGGAGGGAGUUUAGUGCUGGUAAGUUGGUAAAAGCACUACUGUUACUGAUCACAAAAGAUACUUCCACACAGCCAGUAUGCAGCUUAAUUAUUUAGAAGGUGAAUUUGUCUUGCCACAUGACUUUUGUUUAAAAUCAGCAGCAUGAGAAAUAUUAACCCCUGCACUUGGCUGUAAGCUUCUUUUGUCCAUAGUGAGAACGUGUGAUCAUAGUCAUCAGCCUUGAGUGUCAGCCUCCUCUUGAUGAUUUCUGCUUUGACAUUUCCAUUUCCAUGCCCUGUUGCAUUCAUUGCAAAGUGAAUUUCCUCUCUAGGUAAAGACUGUGUACUUGUAUUUUCACUGCCUUAGUCCUCUGUGGUGUUGGAAAUCUGACAUAAAAUGUAAAUCUGACAUGUAAUGUGACUUCUCAGAGAUGUGUGUUCUCACUCUUGUCAUUACAUCUGGUAUUAGUAGGUAACCAGACCUUUUCUGGAUAUGCCUGUCAUGAUGUGGAAUGCAUCCAGAGUUCCAUCUGGCUUUCACUUCCUACUUUUAAAAACCAUAAAGGGCUUUUCUCUGAGGAUUUUUGUAGAAAGCAGCUGUUUAGUUCUACAGGUUCAGAGUCCUUCAACUGCAUUUCAAUUUAUAAAGUCACAUCCAAUGUUCCCUUUCUUUUAUUAAUGAACUUCUGAAGGUUUUUUAGGGAAGGUGCACAAAUUUUCUUUGUGGUCCACAGAAGAAAUAUGACUGGAUACUGAAAUGGCCUCAGAAAUAAAAAUUCAGGGCUGUUUAUUCUAUAGUUCUUCACAUAUGUUCCUGAUUUUUUCCUACUUUUUUUUUAAGAAACCCAACCAAAUAAAACCAAACCCCUACAUUUAUCAAGCUAAAGGAGAAUUAGCUGUUUAGCAUAGAACUAAUUUUAUAAUAUACAAAUGAUUGUAUUUUUAUUAAUGAUACCAGUCAGUGUAUUACUGAUGUUGCCAGUCCACAAGUCUUCCUUGUCUGUGUCACAGGUGAUGCUUCUCUUCUACCUAAAUCUGACCACUUGCAUCCAAUCAAGUUAGUUCCACUGCCAGAAUGAGUCAUUUCUAAAAUAUUUUAGAAUCUACUUUUUCCUCUACCUAGGGGAACAGCAGGGGCUUUCCAACCAAUGGCGCUUUCCUAUUGCAGAAGAAAAAAAACCCUAAAAAAUUUAAAACAGAAAUGUUAGUUGAAUAUCAAGAAUAUUAGUAGGAAAGUAGGAAGCAUAUGCUGUAAAAUCAUUGGGGUAAUUUCUUGCAUAGCCCAGUCCCACCCAGGAAGUGCUUGGGCAGUAGUUUAUUGGAGUGAUCUAUGGUUGAUCUUGAUUUAAUGUAGAAAGUAGGUAUUUUAAAUAAUCAUUUCAUAUUGCAGCUGAAGACUUAAAUUAAGCCCUGUGAUUCUUAAAAAGAAUGAUGGAAAAAAUUAUAUAUGGACACUUAGGGGGUAUUUUUUGUUUGUCAUUUGGUUUUUUUGAAGUCCAUCCAAUGCAGUUACAAAGGAAUGCUCUGUUCACUGACACUCAUGAGAGGCUGUUUACACAAGGCUGGUGCAAAGGGUAGCCAGGUGUUGGAGGUGAUGUUAUCUGAAUGGAAUCAGAGAAAUGUCCUAAAUAUGAGGUACAACUUCAGCGUUGUGGAGCUGAAGAGGUGUUUGUAAUGGUUUAAAAUUCGUGUAAGGCCUCUUUGGAGUAGAUAUUAGUAAAACAAAAUUGUUUAUGAAACCUUGAGUUAUGAAACUCCUGAAACUCGAGUGCAUUAAAAGGUGCACAAAACCAGUUGUAGUUUGGAUGGUUGUUCUGGCAUUGCAUUUUGUACUGAGUUUCAGGGAAUUCUCAGUUACACUUCUCAGGUGGAAGCUGCUGCUUUAACUGAAGCAGCUUUUUUUUUUUUUUUUUUUUUUUUUUUUUUUUUUUUUUUUUUUUCCACCUGAAGAAAACUUUUUUUUUUCCCUGAAGUCUGUACAGCUUGGUGAUAAUUCAGAUGUUCUGAGAGCACAGCAAGUUUCAGAUAUCCAAGUAUCCUCUAUGAAACAUCUUUAUGCAUCAUCUUUUAACCAUUUUCCUUAGUGAAAGCAGAACGUGAAUUGCUAAUGUGUAUUGCAUUUGCACUUGAAAACCUGAUUUCAGAGUGUGUUAAACCUUGAUCUAUUUUUGAUAAAAAAAGAAAUGUAGCAUUUUAAUCUAAUUUCCAUUUAAUGGCAAGGAUAUUCAUGCAGAGAAAAACAUAUAUCAGAGUUUGAUGUAGUGAUUUUUAAGCCAAGAAAACAGCAGGGUGGCAGUGGUAAAUCUGAAAUGAAGAUGCAUAUCUCUUCAGAAACUCUGGUUUCCUCCUGCCCUCUUUAUACCAAAUUGUAUCUCCAUUAUUUCAGGAUAAUACAGGUGAAGCAAGAACCAGAGCUUUUACCCAUUGUUCUUUUAAAAGUGAACAAUGGCUUUUGCCUGGGGUGUCUUUGUCCUGUCACUUCAUUUUUUGAUGGGAGGUCAGUUAAAUAAAAAAAUAUAGAAUAAGUAUUUUUAAUUAAAAUCAGAUUUAAACUAUUAACUAUUUUGAAAUUCUCUAUAUUAAUAGAGAUCGAAUGAAUGGAAAUUGAAGUCCUAUAUUGCAAGUAUUGAACAGUGCUUAUAUAUUUUUAACAAAACCAAUAUAUAUAUAAAUAUUUGAAACAUGCAUGAAGAUGGAAAUUGGAAUAUUGUUUUUAUGUUAAAAGGUUUAUAAAUUGAAAUUCUUAAUACCCAGUACCAAAACCCUAUAAAAGGGCUAAUGAAAAGAAAAUGUAAUGUAUUCUGAUUAACAACCUGUGUAAUACAAUCAAUGAGUGUGAAGUUUUUGUUCUGUAUUAUAUUUAUUAUAUGUAAGUAAACAAUAAAGAUUAUAAAUCUUA
Messenger RNA from Prinia subflava (tawny-flanked prinia), 9394 nucleotides. It is a transcript of the gene SLC35F5, whose product is annotated as solute carrier family 35 member F5. Gene Ontology annotation, cellular component: membrane. The record is from RefSeq and is a predicted model, not a curated record. NCBI's taxonomy places the organism in Eukaryota, Metazoa, Chordata, Aves, Passeriformes, Cisticolidae. The transcript is spliced from 17 exons. Bases 247 to 1689 code for a protein of 480 amino acids.